Molecule: messenger RNA, 1805 nt
Organism: Dimorphilus gyrociliatus
Lineage: Eukaryota; Metazoa; Annelida; Polychaeta; Dinophilidae
Source: the annotation of a GenBank genome assembly
CCCGUUCCUUAUCGACGAUGCCCGGAUGUACGGUACACGAUAUGGAGAGAAUUUUAUAAGAAAUAUUUGCAGUUUUGUCACUUAUUAAGCGACUGAAUUCAUUGUCAAAUUCUAGCGAAUAAAUGAUGGUUCGAAAGUAUGAGAAAGAACGUGUGUGUGAAUGGUUUAAAACACUGGAAGCACCCGAAAGAAUCGAAUUAAUGUGCAGUCUUAUUCAACAUUGCCAUCCUUUGGAGGUUCGUUUCUUCGGAACUUGUAUUGAAGAUAUGGCUCGGAAAGAUUUUCUUUCCCUACGUGCUGAUGAGACGAACGCUAACAAGUUAGACGUUGUCAACAAACUAAAUGACAUAAAUGAUCAACAUGUCAGAUCUCAAUUGAUACUAUAUUUGUCCUUAAUGCAUACUACCAAUUCCAAGUGUGCAAACGUCUUCUACGAAACUUUAAACUCCAUAGACUUGUCGGCUUACGCCGAUAUGCCUUCUAAGUGCACUGAAGGUGAAGUGCACGAAGACAAUAAGAAACACCUUCAAGACGUAAUAAUGGCUUAUACUUUGGCAGGAAAUCAUCCUGCCAUAUCCGUAGGUCAGCGACAGGUCAUGAAAGGACGAAUGGAGGCUUUGGAUCGCAUCUUGAAAAAAUGUUGUACAGGAAAACGAAUGAACGAUAGGAAUUCCGCAAAAUCACCAGUAGAACCUAUACGUUGGGUUAAUCGUGUCGAAGUGACAAAAUUUGAUCAAAGUCGACGUAUUUUCUACUUGAAUGUCUCAUGGUCAGACGGAUCUCAAAAAGAAAUAAUCAAAUCACAUGCGGAUAUGCAUCAAUUACAAACGGAGUUAAUUAUACGUUAUCCGGUAGAAAGUUCUGAUCUUCUAUUGGAAGUAGGACCAUCUGCUUCUGAAAUGGAUGUUGUUACCGAUGUACUUCGAAAUCUGCAUAAACUACCUUUCCACAUACUCAGUCACAAAAUCAUCGCACAGAGAUUCGAUUCGAGUUACACGGAAAAUGUUCGAAGUCCCAGAAAACAAAACUCUAAAAGUGACUUUUUGAAUGUUGAGCAAAACUCUAGUAGUCCUUCUGUUUCUCCAGCAUCUUCGGUCGAGUCUAAUUUAAAUAUCGCACCGAACAUUUACGAGUUACUCAAGACUAAUCGCCUUACUAAGUACGCCUCUAAACUGCAGGAUUUCACUCUUAGUGAAUUAAAGGAAAAAUCUAAGGAUGACUUUUUAAAUUUGGGUAUAACAAGUGGAGCUAGUGAAAAACUGUUUAAAAUUUUUCAAGAUGCGCAACAAAACGGCGAUUUGACGGAUAAUGAGGCAACCGCCAGUGGUUUUACUUUGGUCCCGUCAUCAAUGAGGACUGUAGGCACAACAAACCUUUCCAUGUCGAACAUGGUCAUACAACGGCCGAAUUAUACAGCGACGAAUUCAACUACUUCUAGUCCAGCACCGCUCACUUCCUCUUCACCUCAUCCAGAUAGUCCGGUUGUUAUGGUAUGGCCUAGACCGGGCGCCUCCAACGGAAUUUUGCAACCACCCUAUCAUAGCGCUAUACAACCGAACGGAAUACCCCAAUUCCAUACUGACUUCUUACCUUACUAUUUCCCUUAUUAUUCCUCUCCACAAGUGCGACCUUCAGCGAGACACUCGUCAGGACGAGGGGCAAAUAUUAAUAAGAGUAACACUUGUUUUAAUUGUGGUCAAUUUGGACACAAGGCAUCAGUGUGUCAAAGUCGCACAAUGGAUGAUAUGACGACUACGAGUAGGUAUCAACUGAGACCCCAGCCGAAGCAGGAAGAAGACAGCUAA